This is a messenger RNA of Drosophila erecta, 1747 nucleotides long. RefSeq names its product basic proline-rich protein. The coding region runs from base 26 to 1747 and encodes 573 amino acids. The transcript has 3 exons. The record is from RefSeq and is a predicted model, not a curated record. Lineage: Eukaryota; Metazoa; Arthropoda; Insecta; Diptera; Drosophilidae.
GAAAGGCAGCAGAUGCCAAUUCGCCAUGAGGCUGUUCGCAGUGAUUUUUUGGAUAGGCUGGGCCUUUGGCCAAGCGAAUUCCAGGAACCCAAAAGCCGAGACCGGCAGACUGAUAGCCUCUCUUCAAGCUGCUCCGGCUCCGGCGCCAGCACAAAGUGUGAUCUACAAACUGCCACCACAGCACUAUUACGCGCCACCGCCGCCGCCGCCUCCGCCACAUCACUGUAAUUGCCCGCCGGGGCCACCGGGUCCUCCUGGACCACCGGGCUUACCAGGAACACCUGGUCCCCAAGGUCCCAAGGGGCACACUGGCGCCAAGGGCGAGCGAGGAGAGAAGGGAGAGCGCGGUCACUACGGAUUACCAGGGCAACCAGGUCAACCUGGACCCAUUGGCCCACCGGGACUACCCGGCCCACCCGGUCUCAAAUCGGGACACGGUCACCACGAUCAUCAUGAUUACCAUCAUCAUCAUCCAGCGCCACCACCACCACCGCCUCCACCACCGCCACCGCCACCACCUCCGCCUCCACCACCACCGUCAUAUCCGCAUCCACACCCGCACCCCCAUCAUCCGCCCCCACCAAUAGUGACGCCUCCAAUUAUAGUUCCCAUACCAUUGCCACCACAGAAAGGAGACCACGGCCAUCAUCACCACAAGGGAUCCAAGGGUCCUCCCGGACCUCCUGGUCCACCAGGAAUGGGACCACCGGGUCCUCCAGGACCCCCAGGCACUGCGUAUCCCCCUCCCCCUCCUCCGCCACCUCCACGACCAUCGUACCCAUACCCCCCGUAUCCGUAUCCACCACCUGGACCAUAUCCAGCGCCAUGGAUUCCCCUCCCAGUGCCAGUGCCCUGGCCAUCAAAGGGACAUAAAGGCGACAAAGGACACAAAGGAGGCCACAAGGGAGACAAGGGCGGACAUCACCACCACUAUUAUCCUCCAGGACCCAAUAAGGGAGGCCACUACCCGUAUCCACCCCAUGGCGGCCAUGGCCCCUAUCCGCCACCUUAUCCACCUCACCAUCCACAUGAUGGCGGAGACAAUGGCCAUCACCAUCAUCCACCCCACAAUCAUGGAGGACACAACCACCAUCAUCCACCUCCCAGCAAGGGGGAGCAUCACCAUAAUCAUCCCUCACACAAUCAUGGAGGACAUAGCCACCAUCAUCCCCCACAAAAUCAGGGAGGGCAGGACCCACAUAAUACACAUCCCCACACUGGUACUCACGGAAAUGGAGGUCACAGCCAACCUCCACAUCACCAGCACCAGCAUCAUCAUCAACCCAUUCCCACAAAGCCGGAGGAUAGUGGCGAACAAAGUCCACGGGAUGAUCUGGACUUGCUGGAUGAAAAUGUGGAGAUCGUCGAAAACAUAAUUGAUGAGAAUGAUUCCAUGGAGGGUGAGGAGGUACUGUCCAAUGAGCCCAGUGACUUGGAAACGGAACCCGAGGAUUCGAACUACGACAUUCAAUAUGCAGACAACACACUGGAGAAUCUCCAAUCUCCGAGUGGCGCUGAAGAAAUCGACGAUGAGGAUCCAAACUAUGUGGUAACAGAGGGGGAAGAUGCGAUAGAAGAGGACCAUACAACUGAGGACGAGAUGGACGCCGGGAAUAUGAUGGAGGAUAACGCAGCUAUGUAUGGAGAUGCCAUUGAAGAGCGAACCAACAAAGGUCCAAUUAUCCUCUCAAUUGGAACUCCUCGAAAUCCUUUUCACAUUUACGCCUAUGAACAGUAUGAUACAUAA